This is a messenger RNA of Penicillium atrosanguineum, 678 nucleotides long. RefSeq names its product Eukaryotic translation initiation factor 6. Lineage: Eukaryota; Fungi; Ascomycota; Eurotiomycetes; Eurotiales; Aspergillaceae. The record is from RefSeq and is a predicted model, not a curated record. Gene Ontology annotation, cellular component: nucleus; cytoplasm. The coding region runs from base 1 to 678 and encodes 225 amino acids. The transcript is spliced from 2 exons.
AUGAAAAUACUGAUGAUCCACGGCCCUGGAAAAAAACUGAUCCAGCGAGGCCUCGGCCCUCUUCAGCCGGGAGCCGAACUUGUCUACCCGACGGCCCCCUUCUCGCUAGGGUCCUCCGGUGGCACGUCCGAACUGCGGGAUCGGCACGGCGCAUGGACAUGGUUCGAAACUGAAUCUAUCGACGGAUUAUACCACGGGCUAGAAGGUGGCUUGAGCUCCAUCGGGUCUAUCCUGAAGCAUUCCGGGCCGUCCGAUGGGGUUGUCGGCUUUAGCGAGGGGGCUGCUGCGGCCGCUAUGGUCGCCUCGCUUUUGGAAAAAAAUAGAAAAGAUGCAUUUGACCGGUUGGAAGCGGAGGGUGGAAUCCCAUAUCCGUCUUGCUUCGCCACCCUUGACCACCCCCCUCUCAAGUUCGUGGUCAACUUUUCAGGAUAUACCGCCUCACAUCCAGCUUAUCGCGCUUUUUACGAUCCCUCCAUUCGGACGCCAACGCUGCAUUUCCUGGGUAGUAUGGAUAAUGUCGUGGAUGAGAAUGCGUCAAUGAGGUUAGUAGAAAGCUGCCAGGAGUUGGAGGGUGAAAAGAAACCGAUUGUUAUUUGGCACGCGGGUGGACACGUGGUACCAAGUGGAAAGCGAGAACUCGCUGCGGUUGUGCAUUUCAUCAAGUCCAACGGAAGUUGA